Molecule: messenger RNA, 396 nt
Organism: Lizanozyma spartinae
Lineage: Eukaryota; Fungi; Ascomycota; Pichiomycetes; Serinales; Debaryomycetaceae
Gene: DAD3
Product: Dad3p
Exons: 1
Coding region: 1-396 (131 amino acids)
Biological process (GO): attachment of spindle microtubules to kinetochore
Cellular component (GO): mitotic spindle; DASH complex
Source: RefSeq, a predicted model, not a curated record
AUGGCGAAGGAAGAUAUAACAAACAUUGACUACUCUCAGUCGUCGCAGUUGACUCAGAAACAAGCACAAGUGCUUCUGGAGUACCAGAAGAUGGCAUUUCAAAUGGCCGAAUUGGAACGGGAACUACAAAUUUUACAUGUAGAGAUUCAAUCGAAAGGACCUAAAGAACUCAAACAGAGGACGGCGCGGAAUUUAGGUAGUGAUGGAGGAGCAGAUGAUACCGAUGGACCUACUCGCAGAUCAGAAGGUAUAGCUGCACCUGCUACCAAGUUGUUAGAACGAUACAGGGCAUUGGAGACACAGGUUGCAUUGAUGGGAACGUUGUUCAAGGGCUCUGUUUAUUCUCUUUUCACAGAUAACGAGCAUGCAUCUGGAGCUACUUCGGAUCACAAAUAG